CGCCUUCAUGCUUUGGACCAGUUCUCCUUGACCAAGUCGGCGGCUUUUUCCCCGAUACCGUACGCCGGCAUCUGCGUAUGACCUCCAUUCAGCGAUGGCAUGAUGCUGCAGUCGGCGACCCUCAAACCUUUGACGCCACGAACCUUGAGCUUCUCGUCGAGGACGGCCAUCUUGUCGUUCGUCGGCCCCAUCUUGCACGUCCCGGCGGCGUGAUAGCAAGUGGUUCCUUGUUCCUUCACAUAGGGAACCCACUGUUCUCGUGUGGUGUAGGCGUGAUGUGUCAAGUCUGAUAAAGUUUGGCUGGACUCACUCGAUGGCCAAGAUCCCUUGACGAUGUCUUUUGUUCCAGCACCGUUCAUUACAAUCUCGUUCCCCAGUCGGCAACCCUCGGAGAUGACCAACACAUCAAGAGGAUCAGACAGGUAGUUACAAUCGACUAUGGGAUUUUCCAAUGGGUCGGUGGAUUUCAAAGUGACGGUCCCUUUUGAACGAGGUGAGAAAAGCUCGGUGAUCAUUGCAAAGGCAUGUUUCUUGUCUAGUAGAAAUCCAAGAGUGGUCAGCGAUGCCCGGGCCGGCAAGGUUCUGUUCGUAUCGUCGUCGAACGAGACACACAAUACUCACCGAUUGGAUAUUGAUCAUAAUGCUUUGGACCACCAUACAGCUGUUACAGUGUUAGCAAAACACCUCACUUGCUUAAACACGGGUUGAAAAAAAGGUACCUCUGUGGUGAAGAAUUCGACAUUGGGUUGUUUGGAAGUCAAACCCAUCGGAUCACGGCCGGCUUCUCUCUUUGCUUCCUUCCACAAUGGUUCAUCCUUCAAUCGAUCGUCGAGCCUCGCAUAGCCGAAGGCACCAAAGGGAAAGGUGGAGAGGACGCCUUCUUUCUUCUCCUUGUACAACAUGUACGAUGCCAUUGCUGCAUCUCCGUGGUAUCUGUGGUUGAUACGUCAGCAUUUCUCGGAUAACAACAGACUUCUUUUCUUACACUAGGUGGUCGUUGGUCAACCCUUCCUUUUCCGUCUCAUAAAAUGCAAAAACGAUCUGGGACGAGAAGAUGAAUCAGCAUUGCGGACCAAGUUCACGAAUCUCACUUUCUUCCUCUUUCCCUGGGAUUAACUGACCAGAUGAUCAAGUAGAUUCUUGCCUACGCCAGGAGAAUCAACCAGACACUUUAUGCCCAGUUGUUCCAGUUCUGCUUUUGGUCCGAUUCCUGAUCGAAGAAGGAUCGCCGGCGAGCAAUAUGCACCUUUUGGAGAACGUCAUUAGCAGAUCCAGAUGGUCGGUCACGAAUUCUCGGCUCCUGCCUUACCUCCAGACACGAUGAUCUCCUUCCUGGCCUUCACCUCUCUCUUUGUCCCGGCCUUGUCCACAAGAACGACGCUCGAAGCUUGUAAUUGGCCAUCCUUUUCUUGGAAAUUGAUCUUCUCAACCAGAGUUUCCACUACAAUGUCAAUGUUGUUUUUGUGUUGGUCGUUGGUGACAAAGUCGGCACCGGUCGUCCUGAUGCCCCGAUGAACUAUAUGUCGAGGUUCGCAAUCUCAGUGUCUUUCUUUUGUUUAGGGCCUACGCCGGGGGAGGAGAAAAAGGUGGCAUCAUACCUGUUCGAGGUGCGUGACCACAACCGUGAGGAGUCUCGCCGGUGCUGAACAUAUCAGGCACAAGAGGUAGCCCCAUGGAUUCCAUGGACUUCAGCAACAACUGUGAGAUUGGUGCUAGGUCAUGCGGUUCCGUGUGCAAUGGACCGUUGUAUCCGUGUGCAUCCUCUUCUGCCUUGAACCAUGGUUUGUUAUGAAAGGUCUCGGCCUGGUCGUUGACAUUUCUUGUUAGUGUGCUCGUCUGCAUCCCAUUUUGUUGUUUUUGUAUGGCACGGUGAGAGACUCACCUUCUUCAUAUAUUCAAACAUUUCUUCUCCAGACCAUCCUGGAAGACUGGGAAAAAAAAGAAAAUUCAGCAAAUGUCCCCGGCCUACCAACCCCCAAGCAAGGCAUAUGCUCUCAUACAACACUUACUUCCAGUCGUCAUAGUCUUGCUUGCAUCCGCGAAUGCACAAGGUACCAUUGACACCCGACGAGCCACCGAGGAAUUUCCCACGGCUCAACUUGACCUGCCUCCCGUCGACGCCGGGCAUGGCUGGAGUGAUCAGAUUCCAAUCCGUCUCACUGUCGAAAUUCUUGGACCAUCCUCCAGUCAUGUGGACAUUUUCGAGAUCCUUGUUGUGAGGGCCGGCCUCCACCAAAAGGACACUGGCAUUGGUUUCUUCUGCGAGACGACCUGCAACAACACAGCCUGAUGUACCUGCCCCGCUGAAUGGAAAUUGUCAGGGUACAAAGGUUUUCAGACAGAUGUUGUCCAAAAGUGGGCUUACCAUAUGAUGAAAUCAUAUUCAUCUUUCUCUGUCAAGCGUCCUGGAGACAUGCUUUCUUGUUGGCUUUGCCUUUUGAGAUUCUUUCUACUGGGACCAAAAAAAGAAGAAUGAAGUAAAGUUUUGGGUAUAAUUUAUUUCAUUUUUGAUUUCAGAAUUACUCUACAGUGGCUAUCCUCGGAAAUAGUCUCGAUCCCAUGACAAGGAGGAAUUAUUCCACGCGUUGCUGAGUCGGAGUCAAAAUACGACCCGAAAGGCCCUGCGGAGCUACUCACUGUACGGAGCCAGUGCCUGGAAUCAGCAGGGGGCGGGCAUUUGAGAAAGGAUCUCAUGUGGGGGAGUGGUGAGUGAGAUGAUGGCAUCUGUGUCGAGUCGAGUAAGGGCAAGUCCAAAGAAACCCCGGAUUGGAUCAGCGCCCCCUUGAACGCCCAAGAAAGCUGGGGUUGCCGCCAGCCUCAGCUAAUCGAAGGCAAUCUUAUUGGUCGCACUUUGGUGAAAGGAGCUGGGUGUUCGAUGAACCGCGGAAUUAUUCC
Messenger RNA from Exophiala oligosperma, 2895 nucleotides. RefSeq lists its product as uncharacterized. The transcript is spliced from 2 exons. Bases 1955 to 2290 code for a protein of 111 amino acids. The record is from RefSeq and is a predicted model, not a curated record. Lineage: Eukaryota; Fungi; Ascomycota; Eurotiomycetes; Chaetothyriales; Herpotrichiellaceae.